UUCUUCUGCGAGCUCUUGCGGAGAACCGUGGUGGGCGAGCUCAGGCGGGACCAUGCUGACUCGGCUGAAAGCAAAAUCAGAGGGGACGCUUGCAAAACAGAUUUGCAGAGUGGUGUUGGAUCAGUUUGACAAACAGUAUUCCAAAGAGCUUGGGGAUUCCUGGAAUACAGUAAGAGAUGUUCUAAUAUCUCCAUCACUGUGGCAAUACGCCAUCCUCUUGAACCGAUUCAAUUAUCCCUUUGAGCUGGAAAAGGACUUACGUUUGCGGGGCUAUCACACAAUCCUUCAAGGGUCCUUACCGUAUUAUCCUAAGUCAAUGAAGUGUUACCUCAGCCGAACUCCAGACCGAAUGCCGUCAGAGCGACAUCAGACUGGAAACUUGAAAAAGUACUACCUCCUCAACGCUGCCUCUCUUCUCCCAGUGCUGGCUCUGGAACUGAAUGAUGGGGAGACAGUUCUGGACCUGUGCGCUGCUCCUGGAGGCAAAUCAGUAGCUCUGCUCCAGUGUGCUUACCCAGGUUAUCUUCUUUGUAACGAAUAUGAUGGCCUGAGAGUGAGAUGGCUGAGACAGACAUUGGAAUCUUUCAUCCCACAGUCUUUGACAAAUGUAAUUAAAGUGUCUGAAUUGGAUGGCAGAGAAAUGGGAGAUGCCCAGCCUGAAACGUUUGACAAGGUCUUAGUUGAUGCUCCGUGUUCAAAUGAUCGAAGCUGGCUGUUCUCGUCUGACUCUCAGAAGGCUGCCUGUAGGAUCCGUCAAAGGAACAAUUUGCCUGUCCUACAGGUAGACCUCUUAAGGUCUGCAAUUAAAGCCUUACGGCCUGGAGGGCUCCUUGUGUACUCUACAUGCACACUUUCCAAGGCUGAAAAUCAGGAUGUGAUCAGUGAGAUCUUGACCUCCAGCAGUACCGUCGUGCCUGUGGAUAUUAGUGGAAUCGCAAGGACUUGCUCUCAAGACUUCACGUUUGCCCCCACUGACCAGAAAUGCAGUCUUUUGGUGAUUCCUGAAAAGGGCAAAGCUUGGGGCCCAAUGUUUAUAGCCAAGCUGAAAAAAAAACAGGAGUACAGGAAAAUGGCGGUGUGAUUUUGUAAGCCAUGUUGCUAUGUUACUGUAUGCAUAUUAUUUGAGCUCACUACAUGUUAGGACUUCAAUAAUUACAGAGCUACUUUCCCUAGGACCAUUUGGAAUCCUGUGUAGUUAGUUCUU
This is a messenger RNA of Peromyscus eremicus (cactus mouse), 1204 nucleotides long. It is a transcript of the gene Nsun3, whose product is annotated as NOP2/Sun RNA methyltransferase 3. Gene Ontology annotation, biological process: rRNA methylation. Bases 53 to 1081 code for a protein of 342 amino acids. Lineage: Eukaryota; Metazoa; Chordata; Mammalia; Rodentia; Cricetidae. Gene Ontology annotation, cellular component: mitochondrial large ribosomal subunit. The record is from RefSeq and is a predicted model, not a curated record. Gene Ontology annotation, molecular function: methyltransferase activity. The transcript is spliced from 6 exons.